AAUAAUAUUUCAAAAUUGUAAUGAGCUUGUUACAACUCCAACUAUGGACAUCGAUGGGGCAAGAUUCCGCUGCAAUUCUCUAGCUAAAGAAUGAGGCGCGUUUGCCUCAAAAGAAUUGUAGGUGUGGCAGCCACAAGAAAGGUGAAUGAGGUAGGUAGGGGGAAGGGGCGACCCAAGAUUGCAGUAGGGCGACCCCAAAAAAAACGAAAUCAAAACAAGCCACACGGAUGCGCCCGGUUGCCUGGGCGCGUUCCAAUUCCAUCGAAAUGAACUUCAGGCGCGGACAAGGCACGUGCCGCAUGAUUGCGCCUGCUGUUGCUGUUGCAUGCCACCAUGAAGCGCCGCGGACGUAGCUGAAAGGGAGGGGAAAAGAGGAGAAGCCAGCACACCCAUUCGAAAAUAAACAAAUGGUAGAAGAGAACUUCUGAGGCAGCGACGCAACGUCUGCGCCUUUGACUGAUGAUAAUUGUGCCAGGGGAUUCGUCGAGUGCAUUCCCGUAAUGCUAUUUAUGAUGUAUUUCUCGGUUAAUUAGUUGCAGCUGGAACGGCCAAGGGAUUGCCUUGGCUUCCGCAUCUUCAACAUUCCCACCAACUCUGACUCCCAUCUUCCCAUCUUCAUUUCCAUCUGCGACUGCUGCGCUCUUUUUGGGCUGUCACAUCUAUUCGUGCUGCUUGAUCGCUGAUGGAUGGCUGCCUUUUCAUCAUUUAUCUUCCAGGGAGUUGCACGUGGAACUGCAACGACUUCCCGGAAUUGGAGCAGAACCUCAGUGCCACACAGUGGCAGCUGCAACGCCCUGAACUUCCCUCACUCCACGACUUGGCUCCCAAAAAAUAUUACGAUCCACAAAUUCAGCCGAAUAAUUAUAAACUUAAAUUAAGCUCGCAAUUAAGUCGUUAAAUGUUGUUACGCAAAAUUAACUCGUCUCUCGAUCAUAGUGGGAAUUGGCAUUAUAAAAGUCGGAUCAGCAUUGCGAAGAGUUAAAUCCAUUGACACGAUUUUUGCUGUGAACUGCACGAGGAAUCAUCAGAGUUCACCGAGUGCCAAAUGGAUUGGUUCUCGAAGCUAGAGCCCAACAACGAACAACUGGAGCAGGCCUACAUGUUUUGCACAGCUGAAUGCGCCUUCAACGCAACUGAGUAUUUAGCUGGUAAUCGUCAAUCGUUGAAUCUGCGCAGGAUUAAAGAGCAUCUGGAAGAUGAGCUAGACAGCAAGGCGGAGCAGAAGCAGCUCUACGAGACUUAUGUGAAAUGCGAUAAGCAUGCUCUUUCGCUGCUGCGCCACAAAGGCGUUCUGGCAAUUGCCAAACAUUUGACUACACAUGGGUGUCAUGUGUAUCCUGGCCUGGUGCUGGAAUGCGUGGCUAACGAGAUGAUUCUCCACUGUCCAGCUGAACGGUUUAGCAAGGCGGCACAAUGUCGCGCCACACGCGACUAUUUGCGUCAAUGCUUCGCCUAUCUAAAGUACAAAACUUAAGAGCUAAUUGAAGCGUAAAUGUAAUAAAGCAGUUUACAUCAU
Drosophila nasuta is the source of this 1516-nucleotide messenger RNA. It is a transcript of the gene Obp46a, whose product is annotated as Odorant-binding protein 46a. The transcript is spliced from 4 exons. The coding region runs from base 1046 to 1474 and encodes 142 amino acids. The record is from RefSeq and is a predicted model, not a curated record. NCBI's taxonomy places the organism in Eukaryota, Metazoa, Arthropoda, Insecta, Diptera, Drosophilidae.